Messenger RNA from Dreissena polymorpha, 1994 nucleotides. Its product is annotated as early growth response protein 1-like. Gene Ontology annotation, cellular component: nucleus. The transcript is spliced from 2 exons. Gene Ontology annotation, molecular function: DNA-binding transcription factor activity, RNA polymerase II-specific; RNA polymerase II cis-regulatory region sequence-specific DNA binding. Lineage: Eukaryota; Metazoa; Mollusca; Bivalvia; Myida; Dreissenidae. The record is from RefSeq and is a predicted model, not a curated record. Gene Ontology annotation, biological process: regulation of transcription by RNA polymerase II. Bases 114 to 398 code for a protein of 94 amino acids.
GUCAGUGUUAAGCUUGAAGAAGAUGGUGAAUCAAACUCUGAACUGGAAAUAACUGGAGUGGAACCGGGUCAGGUACGGCUGGUUCCCAAGACUCCUGGGAUCCCAACGUUUCCAUGGGUAUGGCCUUCGACACAAGUGGCCUGGGGGAUACGACGACCAACCUGAGCGCCGACCAGAGCUUCAGAUUGCCAACAUUAUCAAGGUUUACAUGUCACAUCUGUGGCAAGGUUAGCAAGACACGCCAGCACAUGGAGUAUCACAUGAGAGUGCAUACGGGGGAGAAACCUUUUGGCUGCAGGUUCUGUGGGAAGAGGUUCAGACACCAGCACCAUAUGAGACAGCACACCGUGAACACGCACCAUCGAGAGUUGGGCCUCACCUUGCCAGGGGGCAUGUGAGAUAUGAACACUGGACCUGACCUUGCCUGGGUGCAUUUAAUGUGUAAACGCUGGGCCACACCUUAACUGGGGGCAUUUGAUAUGUGAACACUGGGGCUGAACUUGUUUAGGUUACAUGUGACUGUUGAAAACUUAGUGAAACAUUGCAUGAGAUUGGCAUGAAGAAUGGGAAUCAUCUUACCUUGGGAAAUGUAAGUGGUAAAGAGUUAAAUACGUAUCUAAGUAGUAAAGGGUUAAAUAUGUAUCUAAGUGGUAAAGGGUUAAAUACGUAUCUAAGUGGUAAAGGGUUAAAUAUGUAUCUAAGUGGUAAAGGGUUAAAUAUGUAUCUAACUGGUAAAGGGUUAAAUAUGUAAGUGGUAAAGGGUUAAAUACGUAUCUAAGUGGUAAAGGGUUAAAUACGUAUCUAAGUGGUAAAGGGUUAAAUACGUAUCUAAGUGGUAAAGGGUUAAAUACGUGUCUAAGUGGUAAAGGGUUAAAUGCGAAUCUAAGUGGUAAAGGGUUAAAUACGUAUCUUAGUGGUAAAGGGUUAAAUACGUAUCUAAGUUGUAAAGGGUUAAAUCCAUAUGUAAGUGGUAAAGGGUUUAAUACGUAUCUAAGUGGUAAAGGGUUAAAUACGUAUCUAAGUGGUAAAGGAUUAAAUACGUAUCUAAGUGGUAAAGGGUUAAAUACGUAUCUAAGUGGUAAAGGGUGAAAUACAUUUGUAAGUGGUAAAGGGUUAAAUAUGUAUCUAAGUGGUAAAGGGUUAAAAACAUAUCUAAGUGGUAAAGGGUUAAAUACGUAUCUAAGUGGUAAAGGGUUAAAUACAUAUCGAAGUGGUAAAGGGUUAAAUACGUAUCUAAGUGGUAAAGGGUUAAAGACGUAUCUAAGUGGUAAAGGGUUAAAUACGUAUCUAAGUGGUAAAGGGUUAAGCCCUGUUUUCCCUGAGCGAGGUUCAGGCACAAGCUAUGUGCUCCAGAAACAAGGAGAUCAUCUUACACAUUUAAUGUAUUUGAGAGUUGUUAGUUAACAUGGUUUGUUAGUGUUUUUUCGUUGAAUUGAAAGGGAGGACAAAAAUUUAACAUUGCUUUGCUAGUGGUAAAGGUAUGUUUGAACAUUUGACACCAAUGAUAAUAUACUGUUGUGUUCAAAUUUGCAUUUAUCAUUUGUGUUGUUCUAGUCUGCGUUUAUUACUUGUUAUGUUAUUGUGUUUUUUUAGCUCGGCUGGUUUCGGAGACAAACCGAGGUUACUGUCAUAGCCAGCUCAUCGUCCGCCGUCUGACGUCCGCCGUCCGCGUCUUGCUAAAACCUUUACAUUUUGCUCUAAAAUCAAAGUGCUUCCACAUACAACUUUAAACUUCAUAUGUAGAUGCACCUUGAUGAGCUCUACACGCCACACCCAUUUUGGGGUCACUAGGUCAAAGGUCAAGGUCACUGUGACCUCUAAAAAAAAGAAAAAAGAAUUCUGACAAGCUUUCUUUUAUUAAAAAAUGCACCCGCAGCCGAGCGUGGCACCCGUUAUGCAGUGCUCUUGUUUAAAUAUAUUGUAAAAAUGGUUUUUGCUAUGUACCGGUAUUUGAAUUGCAUUGCAAGUGUGGCAAUAAACAGAGUUAAAAUAUA